Messenger RNA from Rotaria socialis, 2541 nucleotides. The record is from the annotation of a GenBank genome assembly. NCBI's taxonomy places the organism in Eukaryota, Metazoa, Rotifera, Eurotatoria, Philodinida, Philodinidae.
AUGGCACAAGCAGUGACGAAAGCUGCCGAUAGUACAUCAUCUAGUCAAGAAAUUAAAGAAACACCAAAAAUAGACAUCGAAGCCCUUGAAGAAGCUGAUACAAUCGGUGAACUUCGAUCGGAAUUUGCUGCUUCGAGUCCUGAUGCAGCAUCAGCAUUGGCCAAUUCUCCAUUUAGUAAAUAUCGAGGUUCUGUUUCAUGGGUUGAAGGUUUUGAAAAGAAUCUUCACAUUCUUGCCAAAAAUCAAUAUCCCGGUCGAUCUAUGGGUGUAUUUACAAGUGGUGGCGAUGCUCAAGGAAUGAAUCCUGCCGUUCGAGCAAUUGUUCGUAUGGGCAUUUAUCUUGGCUGCAAAGUCUAUUUUAUACAUGAAGGUUAUCAAGGUCUAGUCGACGGUGGUAAUAGUAUUCACCAAGCAACAUGGGCAUCUGUUUCGGGUAUUAUCGACGAUGGUGGAACUAUCAUAGGUAGUGCACGUUGUAAAGAAUUUCGGGAGCGCCCCGGCCGAUUACGUGCUGCGAAAAAUUUAAUUGAACAUGGUAUUAAUAAUAUUGUAUGUAUUGGUGGAGAUGGUUCGUUAACCGGUGCACAUUUAUUUCGUGAAGAAUGGGAUAGCCUUCUUCAAGAACUUGUUGAAAAAAAGGAAGUUACACAAGAAAAUGCUAGUACAUAUAAACAUUUAAAUAUUGUUGGUCUUGUUGGAUCGAUCGAUAAUGAUUUUUGUGGUACUGAUAUGACCAUUGGAGCUGAUUCUGCUCUACAUCGUAUUAUGGAAGCUAUAGAUUGUAUUACCACAACAGCUUCAAGUCAUCAACGUUGUUUUGUUCUUGAAGUAAUGGGUCGCCAUUGUGGCUAUUUAGCAUUAGUAAGUGCGCUUGGAUCCGAUGCCGAUUGGGUAUUUAUUCCUGAAGCACCACCUGGACCUGGAUGGGAAGAUCAACUAUGCAAUAAACUUCAAAAUACACGAGAAAUGGGACAACGUUUGAAUAUUAUUGUUCUUGCUGAAGGUGCCAUUGAUUCUAAUGGCAAACAAAUAAGUAGCGAAGAUGUUCGUCAGCUCAUUUCAACUCGACUGAAAUAUGAUACACGAAUUACUAUUCUUGGUCAUGUUCAACGAGGUGGCAGCCCAUCCGCAUUCGAUCGACUUCUUGCUACACGAAUGGGUACAGAAGCUGUUCUUGCAUUAAUGGAAGCUACUUCAACAUCACAGCCCGUUGUUAUUGCUCUUAGCGGUAAUCAAACAGUUCGUGUACCAUUAUUGCAUUGUGUAAAAAAAACUUUGGCUGUUGCUGAAGCCAUGAGUGAAAGACGAUUUAAAGAAGCUCAGGAAUUACGUGGUAGAAGUUUCAAAGGAAAUCUUGAAACAUAUAUUCGUCUAAGUAAAUUAAGACCAAAAUUAUUCUCAAAUAAACAGCAUUCAUUUAAUUUGGCUGUACUCAAUGUUGGUGCGCCUGCUUGUGGUGUCAAUGCAAUCGUACGUUCCAUUGUUCGUUAUGGUUUAUGUGAAGGACAUAAUAUGUUUGCUGUAUUCGAUGGAUUUGAAGGUUUAAUUAAUAAUCAAGUUAAAAGUUUACAUUGGAUGGCUGUCAAUGGUUGGAGUAGUGUUGGAAGUUCAUUACUUGGUUGUCAGAAAACAAGUGCAAGUAAAGUUGGUUUAGGAUUAAUAGCAGAAAAAAUUCGUGAACACAAUUUUCAUGCCGUAUUAAUUAUCGGUGGAUAUGAAGCUUAUUUGUCUGUUCUUGAAAUGUACGAAGCACGAAAUAAAUAUUCGCAAUUCCAAAUACCACUUAUUUGUAUUCCAGCUACUAUUUCAAAUAAUGUACCCGGUACAGAAUUUAGUAUUGGUGCAGAUACUGCACUUAAUGAAAUUGUUCAUAUCUGUGACAAAAUUAAACAAUCUGCUCAAGGUUCAAAACGACGUAUAUUUGUUAUUGAAACAAUGGGUGGCUAUUGUGGUUAUUUGGCUACAAUGGCUGCACUUGCUAGUGGUGCCGAUCAAGCAUAUAUCUAUGAAGAGCCAUUUACAAUAAAAGAUUUAAUAGAUGAUGUAGAUCAUUUACGUAAGAAAAUGGAAGGACAUUUAAAACGUGGUUUAUUACUACGAAAUGAGCUGGCUAAUGAACAUUAUACGACAGAGUUUAUUACAAAAUUAUUACAAGAAGAAGGUAAAGGUGUAUUUAGUGCACGAAGUAAUGUUCUCGGCCAUAUGCAACAGGGUGGUUUACCAUCACCAUUUGAUCGAGCAUUUGGUACAAAAUUAGGUUGUAAAGCAGUUACAUAUGCCGUAUCAUUAAUUGAAAAAGCAGCAACUGAAGAUGGGAAAGUUACUUGCAAUACUGCGGAAAGUGCUGUUGUGUUAGGCCUAAUCAAACGGCAAAAUGAAUUUACACCUGUUGAAAUUCUUAAAGCCAACACUGAUACUGAACAUCGUAUGCCACUUGAACAAUGGUGGCUUAAACUUCGACCAUUACUUCGUAUAUUAGCUAAACAUGAAAGUGUAUACAUAGGUGAUUUCGUCGAAACAGGUCUUGAAGACGUGGACUAG